AUGUCGUUCAUCAAGGAUCUCAUUGAAGGUUUCACUGGCAAGGACAAACGUCCAGAUGAUGGUUCCCAAGGAUAUUACUCUCAGCAGCAGCAGUAUGGUCCAUCUCAAUCCUCUGAUAGGCCACCAGAAGUACCAGUUCCGUGGGUUGCUGAAUGGGAUUCGAGAGAUAACCGCUGGCUCUAUGUCAACCGUGAAACUGGAGAACGUACCUUUGAACACCCUCAAGCUCAAGGAUAUGGCCAAGGAGAUUACUACCCAGAAGGACCCCCAAAGCAGUCUCACACUGGCCGUAAUGUAGCCCUCGGUGUUGUUGCAGGCUUAGCAGGUGGUGCUUUGCUCAUGCAUGAAGGAGAGAAAGUUGAAGAGAAAUGGGACGAAGAUAAAUAUCGCUUCGACAACGACGUCUCGAAUGGCACUGAAGAUGUGGAGGAUUUUCCUGAAGACGCGGUCCGCUGGACUGGACGAAAAGUUGGGGAGGUGGAAAACGUCCCACAAGACAUCGAGAAAAAGUGGGAUGAUGGUGUUCAAGAUGUUGAGGCCGUUCCCGAUGAUGUUGCAGGUUUGGCUGGCCGACGUGUCGGUGAUGUUGAGAGAUUCGGAGACGAUGUCGACCGCUACGGUGACAACAUCGCGGACUCCUAUGACCAAGGCCGUAAUGAUGCCAGGUACAGGGACGACUACUAG
Molecule: messenger RNA, 684 nt
Organism: Exophiala aquamarina CBS 119918
Lineage: Eukaryota; Fungi; Ascomycota; Eurotiomycetes; Chaetothyriales; Herpotrichiellaceae
Exons: 2
Coding region: 1-684 (227 amino acids)
Molecular function (GO): protein binding
Source: RefSeq, a predicted model, not a curated record